This is a messenger RNA of Colletotrichum orchidophilum, 1350 nucleotides long. Its product is annotated as major facilitator superfamily transporter. The record is from RefSeq and is a predicted model, not a curated record. Gene Ontology annotation, molecular function: transmembrane transporter activity. The coding region runs from base 1 to 1350 and encodes 449 amino acids. Gene Ontology annotation, cellular component: fungal-type vacuole membrane. Gene Ontology annotation, biological process: transmembrane transport. Lineage: Eukaryota; Fungi; Ascomycota; Sordariomycetes; Glomerellales; Glomerellaceae. The transcript has 2 exons.
AUGUCUGACACUUCAGAGUCGACAAGAAGCCACUCCCUCAGCGGCGAAAUCACCACCGGCGCCGCGGAGAAGGAGAAGGAGAUCCAAACGACUGUGGGCCCUGCCGCCGCCGAAGAGUAUGUCCGCGAGUGGUCCGCCAAGCACGACCUCGUCUACCCGGAAGGCGGAUGGACGGCGUGGUCCCAGGUCCUGGCCGGCAACAUGCUCAACGCCCUCGCCUGGGGCUACCCAGCAACGUUUGGCGUCUACCAGCUUUACUACACCGAGAAGCUGCACCUCCCGGCGUCACAGGUCUCUUGGAUCGGCUCGGUGCAGAUCUUUUUGACAUUCGCGGUCUGCACCGUCUCCGGACGGUUAACGGACGCCGGGUACGCUCGACACGCUGUCUCCGUUGGUUGCGCCUUUGUCGUGCUCGGAUCCUUCAUGACGAGUCUGUGUACAGAGUACUGGCAGAUCAUGCUCGCGCAGGGUAUUUGUACUGGCUUGGGUCUCGGCGUCGUCUUUAUGCCAGGCGUCGCCAUCAUCGGGUCGUACUUCAAACGGAGACGGUCUCUGGCGCUCGCUGUUUCGGCUACGGGCACCGGAGUCGGCAGUCUCAUCUUCCCCUCGACUCUGCAGUAUCUAAUCCCGCAAGUCGGCUUCCCCUGGGCUGUGCGGUGCUCGGCUUUCGUCGCGCUUGGUGUAGCAACGAUAGCUAUUGCUCUGCUGAGACCCAGACUACCACCCAGGAAGGCUGGUCCCUUGCUAGAGUGGUCGGCCUUCCGGGAGUUACCAUACAUCUUGUUCACCCUGGGAGUCUUCUUCUAUUUCAUGGCCCUGUACUUUGGUUUCUUCUAUAUUAAUACCUACGCCCGCAAAGUUAUAGGGUUCUCUACGACAGAGUCGGUAACGCUGCUUCUCAUUACCAACGGAAUGGGCAUCCCGAUUCGGCCAGUCGUAGGCUGGUUGGCUGACCGCCACGUCGGCCCAAUCAACAUGUUCGUGAUGACCAUGUUCCUUCUGGGCUGCAUGGAAUUUGCUUGGAUCGGCGUGAAGACGAGAAUGGGGAUGUACAUCUUUAGCGUCUUCUACGGCCUGUCCAAUGGGGCGACGCAGGGAGUGUUUGUAGGCUCAACCGCCAGCCUGACUACCGAUCCGCAGAAGAUGGGAACACGGUUCGGCAUGGUUGCUACGAUCUCGGGCUUUGCGACUCUGGCUGGACCGCCGAUAGCAGGCGCCAUCAUCGACAAGUCUGGAGGACAGUAUUUCGGGGCUCAAGUCUGGGGCGGUGUGAUGAUGAUUGCAGGUGCUCUGACGGUGGCAGCGGCGAGGAUGGCUAAAGCGGGCAAGGCUUGGAGAGCAAAACUGUAG